Brassica rapa (field mustard) is the source of this 1652-nucleotide messenger RNA. Its product is annotated as putative fasciclin-like arabinogalactan protein 20. NCBI's taxonomy places the organism in Eukaryota, Viridiplantae, Streptophyta, Magnoliopsida, Brassicales, Brassicaceae. The record is from RefSeq and is a predicted model, not a curated record.
UUUGGAAAUCCAAACUAUUUGUUAUAUCAUAAAGUUCAAUUAGUGUUUGAAGUUUAGAACGUAUGAGAAGAUAUACAUUAGAUUAGACAAGCGAAAAAGAUUAGAAAAAAGGAAAGAAACUACACAUUAACUUUUUUGUUUUUUACCCAAGCCAAAACUUAUUGGGCUCCUAUUGGUUCAGAGCAUCAUUAGUUGACAAUUUCUCAAAAGGAGUUUCUUAAGAUUAUCGUACAUAAAAUGGGCCCAAAAGAAGAAAGCCCAGUAACUAAGCCCACAUAUUUCCCGCCCCUUACAGGAUGGACUCCCCUGCAACGGCUUUUCUGUGAAACAAUAAUUUCUUGAACAAGAUAGAGUGAGAGAGAUCGAGCUCAAAGAACGGCAUCAAUGGCGUCGAAGCUUCUGAGUUCCUUCUUUCUCCUAUCUCUCUAUCUCGUUUCAGUUUCCGAUGCUUCUCUGACAUCUAUCUCCUCCGAUCAAGCUUUCUCCGCCUCUGGACAGCCUUCGCUUCUCUCGAUCAAGUACCACCUCUCUCCGACGAGGCUCCCCGGAGAAACCCUAACGAACCUUCCUCACGGCGCGAAACUCCCCACUCUCAGAUCUAAUUCCUCUCUAACCGUCACGAACUCAUCGCGAUCUGGCCGAGUGAAUCUUUCGAUCAACGGCGUCCUAGUCCAAGAUUCGCCUCUCUUCGACGACGGUUACGUCGUGAUUUACAGUUCCGACGAGUUUUUCUCACCGCCGAUCAUUACUCCACCAUCGAUCGCAAACACUAUCUCAUCUCCUGCUGAAUCAAUCGAUUCGAUUCCGAUUCCUAUCCCUAGCUCAGCCCCUAGCUCACCGGUUAAGUCUAAACCGGUUAAUUGCUUCAACAUCUUCGAGUCGGCUUCGAGUUUGUUACUUUCGAGAGGUUUCGUGAUCAUGGCUACGUUUCUCGCUCUACAGCUCGAGAUCUCUCCUGGGAACGACACGAAGCUCACAGUCUUCGCUCCCAUCGACGAAGCGUUUUCCGUCAGCAACUUCUCCGAUUACGCUACUAUCUUCAGGGGACAUGUCAUCAAGCGGCUUCUCUCGUGGAAAGAUCUUGAGAAACUUGCGUGGGAAGGAUCCAUCUUGCAAGCUGCUCUCAAAGGUUAUGAGAUUGAGCUUUCUUGGUCUGGUGAUUUUCUUCUUCUCAAUGGAGUCCCACUCAUCUUUCCCGAUCUGUACGCCAACGAAUGGAUUGUUGUUCAUGGAGUUAACCAAAUGAUUGCACCGCAAGCAAGCCAGGCUAAAGUGGGAGAGUCAAUCUCAGAGCUAAACGGUGGAGAAGAAGAAGAAGAAGAAGAAGAUGAUGAUGUUCAUCGUGAGUUCUCUACUGAGUUAGGUGACUAUGGUCUUCACUGAUUCGUUUAAUGCAUUUUCAGAUGAUCUUCAGAUGAUUCGUUUAAUGAAUAUUAAUAAUGAGUAAAAAGUUUCUGAUCUUAAGAGACGCUUUGGGUGUGAAUGUGACAUCAUAGAUGAGACAUCACUGUUCUUCUUUUUUCAGUCUGAGGAAAACACAAAUGAUUGCUUAGAUUUCAGCAAAACCAAUUUGGAUAUUUUUUUUGAGUAAAAAGAAAAGACCUUUGAAGUUGAGGAAGUUUGAAUAUUAAUAAUGAUUUCAAUAUUUACCA